Messenger RNA from Scaptodrosophila lebanonensis, 1353 nucleotides. It is a transcript of the gene Ogg1, whose product is annotated as N-glycosylase/DNA lyase. The transcript is spliced from 6 exons. Gene Ontology annotation, cellular component: nucleus. Gene Ontology annotation, biological process: nucleotide-excision repair; base-excision repair; base-excision repair, AP site formation. Lineage: Eukaryota; Metazoa; Arthropoda; Insecta; Diptera; Drosophilidae. Gene Ontology annotation, molecular function: damaged DNA binding; 8-oxo-7,8-dihydroguanine DNA N-glycosylase activity. Bases 104 to 1183 code for a protein of 359 amino acids. The record is from RefSeq and is a predicted model, not a curated record.
AGUUUGUUUUGAUGUCAACAGGCGAGCGACAGCGAUUCUGGAGUUUCGGAUCAGUCCUUUCAAAUGAUUGGGGAAGAAUAUCGGUGUUCUAGCUUGAAUAGAAAUGAACACCGCUAAAUUGCAAAGUACCGGGGUACUUAAAUUGGCUUCCACAGUAUGCGACUUGGAACGUACGUUGCUUGGUGGUCAAAGCUUUCGCUGGCGGAAAUUGUGCGAUGCUCCCCAACCCAAAUACUGCGGAGUUGCUCUAAACACCUACUGGGUGCUAGAACCGUCAUCUGAACACAUAACUUAUGAAGCUUAUGCGUAUCCAACAACAGUAUGCGAUUACCAUACACUAUUGUAUACUUAUCUGCGCGCCGACUUUAAUUUGGCAGAGCAACAGCGCAAGUGGGUGAGUUUGGAUGCAAACUUUUCUAAAUUCGUCAGUAAACCGGUGCGUGUACUUAAUCAAGAGCCGUUAGAAAAUAUCAUAAGCUUUUUGUGCAGUCAAAACAAUAAUAUAAAAAGAAUCUCGUCCAUGAUACAAUGGCUUUGCAAAGAGUAUGGAAUGAAGCUUGGACAUUUUCACGGUCAGGAUGAAUACACAUUUCCCACACUCAAUGCAUUCGAAAAUGUUUCGUAUGACAAGUUAGCUACUCAGCUACGCUCGGCCAAAUUCGGUUACCGUGCUGAAUUCCUAUCGCGGACGUUGAUGUACAUCCAGGCACAUGAUGGCGAGGCUUGGAUCGACAAGUUGCGAACAAUGCCAUAUUUUAAGGCACGUGAUACUUUAUUGCAACUUCCUGGAAUUGGUUACAAAGUCGCCGAUUGCAUUUGUCUGAUGUCCUUAAAUCAUUUAGAGUCAGUACCUGUUGAUACUCACAUCUAUAAGAUAGCACAGCAACACUACUUGCCUCAAUUGGCAGGCUUCAAGAGCAUAACUACUAAGAUCUACACAGAGGUUGCGGAAUAUUUUCGGCAAUUAUAUGGAAAAUAUGCUGGCUGGGCACAAUCGGUGCUCUUCUGUGCUGACUUGUUGCAGUUCCAGGUAACGGAUGCGAAAGUAAAUUCAGUGUGCAAGCGUAAAACACCAGGAAAUUUAGAAAAGAGCCAUACCUUAGAUUUAUCACCACCAAGCACAAACCACGCCCUAAAGCCUUCAAAGACUAAAAUUCGAAAAACUCAACCCAAAACUGCAUAACAUUUGAUGUUUGAGUCCAAAUAGUAGUGAACGCCUCUGGACAUGGUGCCUACUAUCCUAAUAUACAAUAUCAAAUUUGUUAUUCAUUAUAAAGACCGUGUUGAUUAGCGUACCAGUCAAAAGUAUUCAAAUGCAUUUUCAGAUUAUAUAUAUACGUUUAUAUAUACAUA